This is a messenger RNA of Sinocyclocheilus anshuiensis, 2404 nucleotides long. RefSeq names its product copine-4-like. Gene Ontology annotation, molecular function: calcium-dependent phospholipid binding. Gene Ontology annotation, cellular component: plasma membrane. NCBI's taxonomy places the organism in Eukaryota, Metazoa, Chordata, Actinopteri, Cypriniformes, Cyprinidae. The coding region runs from base 204 to 1865 and encodes 553 amino acids. The transcript has 16 exons. Gene Ontology annotation, biological process: cellular response to calcium ion. The record is from RefSeq and is a predicted model, not a curated record.
AGCACAGCACAAGUAUAUCAAUGCUAAUUGUUAAUUUAUUUUAUGUGCAUUUUUCGCGGUAUAGAGACAAGCUGGCUUUUUGUUAAAUUUUAUUUCCCUAAAGCUAACACUAGAUGUCGAUGCCUGCACGGUUACCAUCUACCGAUGACCAAACACUUGCCUUUGAAGACAAUUUUCACUUCAGCGCAGUUAUUUCCUGAAACAUGAGUGACAUCUACGAGUCUGCAGCCAAUUCUCUGGGCCUGUUCAACAGCCCCUGCCUGACCAAAGUAGAGCUGCGGGUCGCCUGCAAAGGCAUCUCAGACAGGGAUACCCUCUCCAAGCCGGAUCCCUGCGUGGUCAUCAAAAUGCAGUCCCAUGGCCAGUGGUUGGAGGUGGACAGGACAGAGGUGAUUCGGAGCUGUAUAAACCCCACAUUUUCUAAGGUCUUCACCCUGGACUUCUACUUCGAAGAGGUCCAGCGACUACGUUACGAGCUCUACGACAUCAGCAGUAGUCAUAAUGGCAUGAGAGAGGCGGACUGCUUGGGAGCCAUGGAGUGCACACUGGGCCAAAUCAUCUCCCAGAGAAAAUUCACCAAAGCCCUGCUUAAACAGGGCAACACAGUUGGGAAAUCGUCUAUCAUGAUCACCGCUGAGGAGCUGACAGGAAAUAACGAUUAUGUCGAACUCUCAUUCAGUGCGAGGAAGUUGGAUGAUAAGGAUUUUUUCAGCAAGUCGGAUCCAUUCUUAGAGAUCUACAGGGAAAACGAUGACAGCACUCAGCAACUAGUGCACAGAACAGAGACUGUCAUGAAUAACCUCAACCCCGCAUGGAAGACCUUCAAGACGUCCCUUAACUCACUCUGUAGUGGAGACCAUGAAAGAAUCCUGAAGUGUACAGUGUGGGACUGGGACUCGAACGGAAAGCACGAUUUCAUAGGGGAGUUUCAAGCUACGUUCAAAGAGAUGCGAUUAGCGAUGGAUGGAAAACAGGUCCAGUGGGAAUGCAUAAACCCUAAAUAUAAAGUCAAGAAGAAGAAUUACAAGAACUCUGGGAUUGUCAUUCUGAAUCAGUGCAAGAUCAUUAAGAUGCAUUCCUUCCUGGACUACAUCAUGGGUGGUUGCCAAAUACAGUUUACAGUAGCGAUUGACUUCACAGCCUCUAAUGGGGAUCCUAGAAACAGUUGUUCGUUACACUACAUCCACCCCUACCAGCCUAAUGAGUAUCUGAAAGCUUUAGUCGCAGUGGGGGAGAUUUGCCAAGACUAUGACAGUGACAAAAUGUUCCCAGCGUUUGGCUUUGGUGCUCGGAUACCUCCAGACUUCAAGGUUUCACAUGACUUUGCAGUAAACUUCAACGAGGACAACCCAGAAUGUGCAGGUAUACAGGGUGUGGUAGAGGCCUACCAGAAUUGCCUUCCUAAGAUCCAGUUGUACGGUCCCACAAACAUUGCCCCGAUCAUCCAGAAAGUGGCCAACUUUGCCUCUGAGGAAAUGCACACCAAAGAGGCCAUGCAAUACUUCAUCCUGCUCAUCCUAACGGACGGUGUGAUCACAGAUAUGGCGGACACUAGAGAGGCGAUCGUCCAUGCCUCUCACCUGCCCAUGUCUGUCAUCAUCGUGGGAGUUGGAAGCGCCGAUUUCACUGACAUGGAGAUGCUGGACGGUGAUGACGGAAUCCUUCGUUCGCCUAAAGGGGAACCAGUGUUGCGUGACAUCGUACAGUUUGUGCCGUUCCGUAACUUCAAACAUGCCUCUCCUGCUGCUUUGGCAAAAAGUGUCUUAGCCGAAGUCCCAAACCAGGUGGUGGACUAUUACAACAGCAAGGGGAUCAAGCCCAAGUGCCCCAGCGAGUAUGAGUCUUCCAGGACGUUUGGCCACUGAAGCGCCGAGCUAACGCUCAUUUCAAAAAACGAGCACGUUUCUGUGAAUUUGAAUCCUAAUCUGUUCUACUUUGCUUUGUUUGCAUGCGUAGCCUGUGAGGCUUGCAUAGGUGUUGCAAUGCUGCCGUUCCUAUUAUGUACAUGUGUACAUGUACAGACUUACAACCAUGAAGAAAGCAAAAACUCAAAAAGUCCUACUGAUGUAAGCAUGAUGACUGGGAUUAUCUGAAGAAUAGUUGGAUUAUCUGUUGUUUUCUUUUAUAUAAAGGUUUAUUGAGAUUUUGCUAAAUUUCGUAAUGUUCUUACAUUGUAAAGCAUUUUGGAUCUUAGAGAAUGAAUAGCUAUUUGAAUUAGAAUAUCUAUGGACAUUCAGGCUUUCUUUUUCUGUUUUUGUUCUUUUUUUGCAGAUGCAGGGACAGAUGCAUGAUUGUAUUUUGCAUGUUAAUAAUAAUCCAGCCUCGUUUUUCUACUUGUUCCUUUUGGGGCCUGUUAUAUGAUUUUAUGUGAAGCUGCUCUUCUGAAACCAGUCCACAAAUUAAA